Molecule: messenger RNA, 142 nt
Organism: Funneliformis geosporum
Lineage: Eukaryota; Fungi; Glomeromycota; Glomeromycetes; Glomerales; Glomeraceae
Source: the annotation of a GenBank genome assembly
UCGGGAUGGAACUGAAGAUGAGUUAAUUUUUGAUUUUAAUUUUUUUGAAAAACCAAAUCAAUUAGAUGAUGAAAUAAAACUUAAUGCUCUGAUGUUAUUGAUACAAUUGCCAUAUGUCAUCACACUCCCGCCUGCUUACUAG